GUGGAGUCGAAAGGCUUGGAGAGUGGGUGGCCGGCGCGCCUUCAGAGCAUUUGCUAGCUCACCCCACAAGAAAGAGGCUGAGAGAGAGGUAGUGGCCAGUACACACUAUGGGCCUUAAAACCAUUUGGAAGAACUACAGAGUUUUGAUUGUUAUGGGAACUGGCCUUGCGCUGGUACAUUGGGGCUGGUAUAACAUGAAGUCCAGUCCCAUUUUCCAUCCCAAGAGAGAUGACCUGCUCCCAGAGUCUGGCAAUGUGACAUAUGUGCUGCAGCAGAAGAAACAAAAUAAAGGAAAAUAG
Molecule: messenger RNA, 299 nt
Organism: Elgaria multicarinata webbii
Lineage: Eukaryota; Metazoa; Chordata; Lepidosauria; Squamata; Anguidae
Exons: 2
Coding region: 108-299 (63 amino acids)
Source: RefSeq, a predicted model, not a curated record